Molecule: messenger RNA, 1883 nt
Organism: Diorhabda sublineata
Lineage: Eukaryota; Metazoa; Arthropoda; Insecta; Coleoptera; Chrysomelidae
Gene: Tc-re
Product: major facilitator superfamily domain-containing protein 12-like
Exons: 9
Coding region: 492-1883 (463 amino acids)
Biological process (GO): carbohydrate transport
Cellular component (GO): membrane
Molecular function (GO): symporter activity
Source: RefSeq, a predicted model, not a curated record
UCUAAUCGAUGUUCGACAAGUUUGAAUAAAGAAAUCGAAAAUUAUCUGAAAAGAAAGAAGAAUCGGAAUUUAAUCGAAUACCUCUAUGAUUCUAAUCGAUUUUUGACAAGUUUCAGUAAAGAAAUCGAAAAUCCCCACUGGAUAGUUCUAAUAGAUAUUUCGCUGGAGAGAAUAUGAAGAUUUAAUUCUUUACCUUUUUAUGAUCCAAAAAAAUACGACAAAUGUUAUCAAAAAAUCGAAAAAUAUAUCGUAUCUAACGCCCUUAAUAGUGUAUACACUUUGUUCUCGCAUCAUUCAAUAGUUCAGUAACACAUAAUAUUUGUAAAAUGAUACUUUGUAUCCAUUUCACUCAUAUAGUAGGUAUAAUAUUUCAACUAUAAGAGGUAAAUGUACGAAAGAAACCUUAGUAAAUACAUCAUUUUAGUUUUAUUACUUGAAACAGAACAAACCUCCAGAACAUAGAAUAUCAAUUACUGUUUUGAAUUAAAACAAUGAAUGGAUAUGAAAAAAACAUGUUUUUCGAGGAUAGAUCCAAUAGAUUUUGUUGUUUACCCUUUCAAAAAUUAAGUUACGGUUUGGGGCACAUAUUCAACGAUCUCUGUGCGGCAAUGUGGUUCAGUUAUACGUUGUUUUACCUACAAGUUGUGCUCGAUAUGGAAUCAACGACAGCGGGAAUGCUCUUAAUGAUAGGACAAAUUGUUGAUUCAUUAGCAACACCAGCUGUGGGAUAUUGUAUUGAUUAUACCAAACAUCGACGACUUUGGCAUUUGGGAGGAACAAUAGCCGUUACUAUAGGAUUUUCUUUAAUAUUUUCUUUGAAACCAGAUAGUUUCACGCUAUCAAUUAUUUUAUAUUACAUCACAGGUAUAUUUCUUUUUCAAAUCGGUUGGGCAACUGUACAAAUAUCGCAUUUGUCUAUUAUACCCGAGAUUUCAAGAAGUUAUAAACAUAGUUCAGAUUUAACAGCAAUAAGGUACAUAGCCUCAGUGUGUUGUAACAUCUGUGUUUAUUCAAUAACACUAAUGAUUCUUAAAAAUGAUGAAACGAAAGACAGUAUAGGUCCAAACGAUUUUUAUAAAUUCAAGGAAAUAGCCGUUUCUAUCAUAUUUAUUGGUUUAUUAUCGUCUAUGUUAUUUUAUUGUGGAUUGCUCGGUAAAUACGAUCAAGAAUAUGAGCCUUUAUUGAGAGAUGAAAUAGUCGAUAUAGAAAUGGUCGAAUUACAUGGGAUGAAUCAAAAACAUUUUCUUAAACAAGCCAUAAUUUACUGCGUAUCUAUAAUGUACAUGUGUUCAAGAUUAUUUACGACUUUAAAUUUGAUAUACAUGCCGUUAUAUAUAGAAGAACGUGGUUCUUUAAAUGAUAUUGGGAAAGAUCGAAUAAGACAAACGGUAGCUAGCAUUCCUUUAACUUCUUAUUUAACUUCAUUCGUUACAUCUCUAUUGCUCAAAUGUCUGGUUGGUAUUGUAAGUGAUAAGAUAACUUAUUGUUUUGGGUCGAUAAUUGGUUUGGUAACGUCAAUAUGGAUAGGAGUAGGACUAUCAACAAAAACUGAUUUAGAACUUUACAGUAUCGCAGCAUUACUAGGUGUUACUGGAUCAACAACUAUGGUUUCUAGCCUGUGUCUAACGGCUAAUUUCGUGAAAACCAAUGGGAUUGGUGGGGGCAUGGUAUACAGUUUUGUAACUUUCACAGAUAAACUUAUAUCUGGAUCGGUUGUUUUCAUAGUUCAACACUUACAGUGUGCUUCUCGAAAUUCAUGUCCAUAUUUCUAUAAACACGCCUUGACGUUUAUUUGUGCAUCGGUUUCUUUAAUAGCAAUAUUAGCUUUAAUCUCAUUACAUAUCAAAAACAGAAGAGGAAUGCAUUUAUUAACAACAUCGUAA